Anthonomus grandis grandis is the source of this 1017-nucleotide messenger RNA. It is a transcript of the gene Hou, whose product is annotated as glucose-induced degradation protein 8-B homolog. Bases 89 to 781 code for a protein of 230 amino acids. Lineage: Eukaryota; Metazoa; Arthropoda; Insecta; Coleoptera; Curculionidae. Gene Ontology annotation, biological process: proteasome-mediated ubiquitin-dependent protein catabolic process. Gene Ontology annotation, molecular function: protein binding. Gene Ontology annotation, cellular component: nucleus; cytoplasm. The transcript has 2 exons. The record is from RefSeq and is a predicted model, not a curated record.
GUCAAUGUGAAUUUCCGAAUUUCUAUUUGGUUUUGUUGGCUGUUUUUAUUUACUUAAAAUUUUUCAGGAAAAAAUAAAUAAAAGAACAAUGGGAUCAGCUACAGAAAAACACGAUAUUUCAACAAAGGAGGAUUGGCUAAAAUUGCUUGAAGAUAAUGACGUAGGACGUAGUAACAUGAAUAAGUUGAUAAUGAACUACUUGGUCACAGAGGGUUUCAAAGAGGCUGCAGAGAAAUUUCAACAAGAAUCUGGCGUUGCUCCCUCGGUAAACCUCCACUCACUUGACGACAGGAUGAAGAUCCGAGAUGCUAUAAUGAAUGGCAGGAUUGAAGAGGCAACUACCCUUAUUAAUCAACUACACGCCGAAUUACUGGAUAACGAUCGAUAUCUGUACUUUCACUUACAGCAAUUGCACUUAAUAGAAUUAAUAAGGCUUAAUAGGGUGGAGGAGGCUUUGUCUUUUGCCCAGAGCCAUUUGAGUGAAGCUGCUGAAGGAGAUUAUGCUGUGUUGGCUGAAUUAGAACGGACUAUUGCAUUGCUUGCCUUUGAAGAUCCUUCCAGUUCUCCUUUUGGAGACUUAUUAUCCCCAUCGCAUAGACAGAAGGUGGCAAGUGAGGUGAAUGCAGCGAUAUUAAAAAUGGAACAUCAGGAAACAACUGGACCAAAAAUUUCAACUUUAUUGAAGCUGAUUUUGUGGGCCCAAGAGAAGCUAAAUAAGAAAAACGUAAAAUACCCAAAAAUGACUGAUUUGGCCAAUGCAACAAUUUCUGACCCCAAAUGAUCUUCAGCAUUGUCUGUUUACAGACGGGCAAUUUACUAUGGGAAUGAUGAGUUUAUUAUGAAUGGUCAUGAUCAUAACUAGUACUAUAGGUAUAAUAAUACUUACAUCAAUGUAGUGUACAUAUUUUUAUAGGCCUUGUAAUUAUUUAUUUUUGUUUUGUACUGUAGACAUUGUUUCUAUAUAGUAAAUAAGUCACUUUAUAAUUCUAAUAAAAUAAAGUUUUCUGUCUAAUUCUA